AUGGCGGACAGACACGGCCUGGGUGAAGCAGGGACUGCUGCAGCCUCUGCUCCGGCACCUGCUCCCGGCCCGAGCCCGCCGCUCGGCUGGAGGGAGCGGCUGCGGGCCGGGCUGGCGGGCGCUGGGGCCUCGCUGUGGCUCGUGGCGGGGCUGGGUCUGCUUUACGCUCUGAGGGUCCCGCUGAGGCUGUGUGAGCACUUGGCAGCGGUGACUGUAUUUUUAAAUUCCUUGACACCAAAAUUCUAUGUGGCACUUACAGGGACAUCAUCUUUGAUAUCAGGACUAAUAUUUAUAUUCGAAUGGUGGUACUUCCAUAAACAUGGCACAUCUUUUAUCGAGCAAGUAUCUGUAAGCCAUUUGCGACCACUGAUGGGAGGAACAGAGAGCAGCAUUUCAGAGCCAGGCUCACCAUUGAGCAACAGAGGAGGUGAAAACAGCAGACAGAAUUUGUCAGAAUGCACGGUAUGGAGAAACCCUUUAAACCUUUUCAGAGGAGCAGAAUAUAAGAGGUACACUUGGGUGACUGGUAAAGAGCCACUCACAUACUGUGAUAUGAACUUGUCUGCUCAGGACCAUCAGACCUUUUUUACUUGUGACACAGACUUUUUACGCCCUUCAGACGCAGUUAUGCAGAAGGCAUGGAGGGAACGAGAUCCUCCAGCUCGAAUCAAAGCAGCCUAUCAAGCUUUAGAAUUAAACAAUGACUGUGCCACUGCAUACGUCCUACUGGCUGAGGAAGAAGCAACAACUAUUGUAGACGCUGAGAGGCUAUUUAAACAGGCCCUCAAGGCAGGAGUAACAAUUUAUAAGCGAUCACAGCAGCGCAAGCACCAAAGUCCUCAGCAUGCAGCACAACUGAGAAGAGAUGCCAAUGUACUACUAUACAUUAAAAGAAGGUUGGCAAUGUGUGCAAGAAGAUUAGGUAGAAUAAGAGAAGCAGUAAAAAUAAUGAGAGAUUUGAUGAAAGAAUUUCCUCCUUUUACCAUGUUGAACAUCCAUGAGAAUCUCUUAGAAUCCCUUUUAGAGCUGCAGGCCUACGCAGAUGUUCAGGCAGUUCUAGCAAAAUAUGAUGAUAUAAGCCUUCCCAAGUCAGCAGCUAUCUGUUAUACAGCAGCACUGUUGAAGACAAGAACUGUUUCAGAUAAAUUCUCUCCAGAAACAGCCUCCAGAAGAGGGUUAAGCACAGCAGAAAUUAAUGCCGUGGAAGCAAUUCACAGAGCUGUGGAAUUUAACCCUCAUGUUCCAAAAUAUUUACUAGAAAUGAAAAGUCUAAUUUUACCUCCGGAACACAUUCUAAAACGUGGUGAUAGUGAAGCAAUCGCCUAUGCUUUCUUUCAUCUUCAGCACUGGAAGAGAAUAGAAGGUGCCCUUAAUCUGUUACAGUGUACCUGGGAAGGCACUUUUAGAAUGAUUCCCUAUCCUCUAGAGAAAGGUCAUCUAUUUUACCCUUACCCCAGCUACACAGAGAUUGCUGAUAGAGAACUAUUACCUACUUUUCAUCAUGUUUCUGUUUACCCAAAGAAAGAGCUUCCUUUCUUCAUCCAUUUCACAGCAGGACUAUGUUCUUCAACAGCAAUGAUAGCCCUGCUCACACACCGGUUUCCUGAGAUCUUGGGUGUUUUAGCUAAAGCUAGUGGACGCCAGUUGUCUAAAGCCAAUCGGAAUGCAGAGGCAAGCGAAGGACUCGGAAGAUAAAUGAAUUGCUUGGCCAUCGUUCUGUCUCGGGGCCACAGAGCCUCUGCAGUGGGGCCCAGAUGGACCGCCUUUCUCCUGUUAGCCACCUCGCUUACCAAACUUCCCACCCUCUGGACAGCUUGUUCUUCUCUUAACAAUUUAAAGGACAUUGCCAAACUUGGGUCUUUGUGAGCAAGAAUGGGAGCCCAAGGAAAAGCCGAGCAGUGUGAGGCACAGAAGAGGCCCACUUCCUUCCACGGGAUGAGACCCACACAGCCCAGAAGCAAUCACAGAACACAGGUCGAGUCAGGCUGACUUCCUGUGGAAAGCCUGUGUCUUCAGUGAGCGGUAGUGAGCUGUGUAUUUUUAUAGGAGCAGGAGAUGCCGGGCAUCUGAGGCUCUUCCCAGUGACUUGGCAUACGAAGUAACACCUCAUUAAGGCCUGUUUUGAGUGCAGACGGAGUGAGAGCCUCAUAGCCCCACCACCCUAAAUCUCAGCUCCUUUUAAUUCCAGCUCAAGAUGUGAGAAACUCUUCUCUUCUCUUCCCGCCCCAGGCUCCCCUCCCCAAUGCUACCAUGGGCUCAUCAGUUAUCCAGUUGACUCCACUACUAUGCAGGGGAGACAUUCCCCCAGCCUGACUCACUCAGUCCCCUUUCUCCACAGGAAUCCCCUCACCACAGACCACAAGAGCCCUGACUAGCUCAUGUUUUGUGUUAAUGGAUGUGAAAUUGGAGCAAACCCCCUCACCAACAGAAAAACCACCUUAAACUCUCCCACACAGGUCUCAACAGGUUACACAAAUAUUAGUCCUAUCAUCCAAAUAAAUCUGCCCCUGUGGCUCAGAGCUGGAGCUCCCCCGUCCUCCGGCUGCCUGUGCAAAGUGAAGCUGCUCCACAGACAUGUGAGGACCCCUGGGGAAAGGGAAAGGAAAGUGGGGCCUAUAUGCAGAACUUCUUCUACAGACAGCCUUCAGUGCCUUAUCGCCCGGAGCUGACGGUUCCUGGUGAGAUCAGGCUGCACCAGGCCUUAGGGGCUUAGGUGGAAGGAUCCUUGGACUGUAGUUCGGGCCUAAGUGAAACUCAAUGCAGUGCUAAGCCCUUUCUCUCAUUUAACAGAUGAGAAAACAAAGGCUCAGAAUUUAGCUUGUUUAAAAUAUUAAAAAACAUGAAAUGGCACCACCAGGUCUGUCUUAAGUACAAAGCUCUGGACCACUCUGCUCCUUUUUAAGAUCAGCAGGCAAGAGACAAGCACUGCCGAAGACACACAAAGAUACAGAGAUCCAGGUUUGGGGGACUCUACAUUCUAGCCUCUGGCUUACUAAGCCGGCCACCUCCUCCCCUGCAAACCCAGAUAAGCAGUGGGUAGAAGGAACCCCACCACUACGUGGGUCCAGAGUGGAGUGGACAUUAAAAAACUUGGAGAGUCAUUAGAUAAAGAUUUGUUGAAUAAACAGGGGAAGGCUGUUCACCACUUUGACCACACGCCCCGGAUCUCCUCCUCUAGAGCGCCACGGCCUCCUCUCCCAAAGACUCCCUGCCGCCGAGCCCCUUGCCUCCCUGGGCACACAAGUGCCUCCGGUGGGCCCGUGCACCCACUCCCACCCUCCAUGAGUCUCAGAGCUUUCCCACAGUGUUUUCCAAACCUGGCCGGUCACCAGACUCGCCCAUGAAAAGUAAAAAAAAUAAAGAUCCCAGGGCCUACCAAAUUCCUACCUCCCAGGGCAUUCUAAUGACCGGUUAGCUGGAGAACCACAGCAUGCUGCCUCGUGUUGGAACAGGCAGCAAGUGAGCAAAGGGGGCAGUGCUGUCCGAUACAGGUUGGA
Echinops telfairi (small Madagascar hedgehog) is the source of this 3497-nucleotide messenger RNA. RefSeq names its product suppression of tumorigenicity 7 like (gene ST7L). NCBI's taxonomy places the organism in Eukaryota, Metazoa, Chordata, Mammalia, Afrosoricida, Tenrecidae. Bases 1 to 1695 code for a protein of 564 amino acids. The record is from RefSeq and is a predicted model, not a curated record. The transcript has 15 exons.